GGUGCUGCUGAAAUGGCCAUUUUUAGAUCAAAGUCAUGGCAAUAAUUUGUUUCAAAGGAGUGGAUGUCACAGGAAGAAAGAACGAAAGAAAACGGAAGGCGGCACUGCUGCAAUAUUGGGGUAGAAGGAGAAGGUCAGGUAGUUUCUACACGAAGAAGGUAAACUAGUGUGGAAACAAGGAUUACAAACAGUUUACUGCGAGUGCACAUUGCUAAGCAGUGACCAUCCACCAUGUUGUCCAGAUUGAGGACAACAUGGUCUCUGAGGCCCUGUGUCUCUGUCUAUAGAUGGGCACACACUAAAGAGAAGGGCAAACCUCUCAUGCUCAACCCUCGCACCAACAAAGGCAUGGCCUUCUCCCUACAGGAGCGACAAAUUUUGGGGAUACAUGGUCUGUUACCACCUAAGGUGGAGACUCAGGACAUUCAGGCUAUGCGUUUUCAGAAGAACCUCAAGAAGAUGACUGAUCCACUUGAAAAAUAUAUUUACCUGAUGGGAAUCCAGGAAAGAAACGAAAGGCUAUUUUAUAGAGUGUUGAUGGAAGACAUAGAAGAGCUGAUGCCAAUUGUCUACACUCCCACUGUAGGCCUGGCCUGUACACAGUAUGGACACAUCUUCAGGAGACCUAAAGGUCUGUUUAUUUCCAUUUUGGACAAAGGACAUAUUCGCUCCAUCCUGGACAACUGGCCAGAGACAAAUGUUUCAGCAGUAGUAGUCACAGAUGGCGAGCGGAUUUUGGGAUUAGGAGACCUGGGUGUUUAUGGAAUGGGAAUUCCGGUCGGAAAACUAUGCCUGUACACUGCCUGUGCUGGCAUUAGACCUGAGAAAUGUCUGCCUGUGGUGAUAGAUGUUGGCACUGACAAUGAGACUCUUCUCAGAGAUCCAUUCUACAUGGGCCUGUACCAGAAGAGAGACCGCUCUCAGGCCUACGACGAUCUGAUUGAUGAGUUCAUGGAGGCCGUGGUGGACAAAUACGGACAGGACACACUGAUCCAGUUCGAAGACUUUGGAAACCACAAUGCCUUUCGCUUCCUCAGGAAGUACAGGGAGAAAUACUGCACAUUCAAUGAUGAUAUUCAAGGCACUGCAUCAGUGGCACUUGCUGGUUUGUUAGCUACUCAGAGAGCUGUUGGAAAACCCAUCACUGAGCACAGAGUGCUUUUCUUAGGAGCUGGAGAGGCUGCCCUUGGUAUUGCAAAUCUUAUUGUCAUGUCCAUGAUGGAGAUGGGAAUGUCACAAGCUGAAGCCAGAGAAAAGAUCUGGAUGUUUGAUAAAUAUGGAUUACUUGUAAAGGGCAGAACAGAGGAAACGGACUCCAACCAGGAGGCAUUUGUUCAUGACAGUCCAGGAAAUGUAGAGAGCUUCCUAGAUGCUGUCAACAUCAUUAAACCAACAGCUAUCAUUGGUGUUUCAGGGGCAGGACGACUAUUCACCCAUGAUGUUAUAAAGGCCAUGGCAGCCCUGAAUGAUCGACCAAUUAUCUUUGCUCUGAGUAACCCAACCACUAAAGCAGAGUGCACCGCAGAGGAGGCUUACAUACUCACUGAUGGUCGAUGUCUCUUUGCCAGUGGCAGUCCAUUUCCUCCAGUGACUCUGAGCGAUGGUUGCGUCUUCACUCCUGGACAAGGAAACAAUGCCUAUAUCUUUCCAGGUGUGGCCCUGGCUGUGAUCCUGAGUGGAGUCAGACACAUCAGUGACACCGUUUUCUUGGAGGCUGCCAAGACUCUCGCAGAGCAGCUGACAGAUAAAGAACUUGCAGAAGGCAGGCUGUAUCCUCCUCUGUCUAACAUCAGAGAGGUCUCUCUCCAAAUGGCUGUCAAAGUGGUGGAGUUUGUCUAUGCCAAGGGCAUGGCGUUCCGCUAUCCUGAGCCUUUGGACAAGAAUGCCCUUGUCCAAGCCACUGUGUGGAACACCAACUAUGACUCCUUCAUGCCCGACACCUAUGACUGGCCAGCUGUCAGUUUCAGCCCCCACAACGACCAGUAGAACCACCCAGAACAAACUAGUGUCUCUCUGUUUGUCUUUCAACAUGUCUCUAAUUACAGAUCUUUGAAUACAUUAUCAUUUAGUUAGUGUGAAUGCCUUGUGUAUUGACUUUUUGUACUUCUGAGUUGCCGCCUCUGCACUAACAAUUUAUUUGGAGAAAUUAUUUGAACAAUCAAAGGCAGGUGUUACUAAAAUAACACAAUUAUUUUUUUAACCAUAAAGCCUGAGAUGUUUUAACAUGUUAAAUAAUGAGAAGUUUGUUCUUUUUGUUUGUUUUUUUUAGUCAAGGGAAAUCCUUUUCUUGUCUUUUCUUUUACAGGUAAGGUAAAAAUGUCAUUCUGUCCUUUUCAUGUCUGUACACUCCUAAAGCAGUCUAACUCAGAAGAGUCAUUUUUAUUUUUGUUGCCUACUAAACAUUUAAUGACACAUGAUUUAAUUAUUAAGGUUUUUCUUUUCAAUUGUUAAUAAAGUUCAAUACCUCAAAAAAGUUUAUUUUUUCCUAAUCUUAAAAUCUACUCAUAAAGAUUAAUAAUGUCUUAAGAAAAAUAGUGAAUGGAUAAUUAUUUUACAUAGAAUAAUGCCAGUCCAGGAAAUUCACCUAAUUUAUUUAUAGUAAUGAAACAGCCACACUUAAUAAUAGACUCGAGUUUAGUCUAAUAAAGAAGUCUAUCGAUGUCAAAGAAGUUUUUGCCAAUGCAUUCAACAUAAAUACUGUAUAAAUACAGAAGUUUUACUGCUUGAGAUGAUUCAGAAGAUUAUCUUUUAUGUUUAUAUAUUACUCUUCAUACAAUUUCUGGUUUUGAAUUCUCUUGCUUUCAUAAUAAAAAAAAGUAUAUCUAU
This is a messenger RNA of Cynoglossus semilaevis (tongue sole), 2826 nucleotides long. RefSeq names its product malic enzyme 2, NAD(+)-dependent, mitochondrial (gene me2). Lineage: Eukaryota; Metazoa; Chordata; Actinopteri; Pleuronectiformes; Cynoglossidae. The record is from RefSeq and is a predicted model, not a curated record. Gene Ontology annotation, biological process: pyruvate metabolic process; malate metabolic process. Gene Ontology annotation, molecular function: NAD binding; malate dehydrogenase (decarboxylating) (NADP+) activity. The transcript has 15 exons. The coding region runs from base 232 to 1986 and encodes 584 amino acids. Gene Ontology annotation, cellular component: mitochondrion.